Molecule: messenger RNA, 354 nt
Organism: Trypanosoma brucei brucei TREU927
Lineage: Eukaryota; Euglenozoa; Kinetoplastea; Trypanosomatida; Trypanosomatidae
Exons: 1
Coding region: 1-354 (117 amino acids)
Source: RefSeq, a predicted model, not a curated record
AUGCAACGCCGAGUGCAGCUGCGUAUCUCUCUUACUGCAGCCUCUAGUUUUUUCUUCUGGCAGCAUCGCUCCUAUUAUGACAAAGUGCGCAGGGAGCGUGAGAAAAGCGAUGACACUCCCUGUGCAAUGUUUGACGAGUUUCCCAAGAAUCCUCAUGCGAGUAGUGUCCCCAACCAAUUUCGUACACCGAAUGCGGAUGCCGUGAAAGAUGCUGAAUUGUUACAGCGCGGGUUCCUUUUGUCACUUGUAGUCAUGCUGUUUGCACUUUUUUACAGUGGAUUCUUGGAUCCCUUCAAUGAGGGGUAUCGGCGCCCAGACGGAUAUGGUAUGCCGGCUGUGGAGAAGAGCGUAUGA